AUGGCACAAGUCCUGUUGGAAACCCGCCGCCAGACGAAGUCAAAAUCCAGUCAGAAGGAGAAGGGGGCGACCUGCCAGGCUGCGUGGCAGAGGAGGAAGGAACGAGAAGCGCGGAGGAGGCAGCAGGAGGAGGAAAAAGAGAGGAAGAGGGCCCUUGCCAAGGCGCUGAAAGCUCAGCGACCAGGAGAGUGCCAGAAAUACAUAACUGUGGUGCUAGAUCCAGUUCUUUUACAGAUGGAAGGUGGUGCAGAGAUCCUCAAGGCUUUGCAAGCUGCAAAUUAUUCCUGUGUGGUUGAGAAUCAGGCUGUUCCCUGCAGCAUCACCUGGAGGAGAAAGACUGUAUCACCUCAGGUGGAAGAAGUAGAUGAAUGGACAGAAGAACCAAAUGUCCUGGUUCUGCUUCGCUUGGAGGAAUUUUUGUCCAUGGUUCACAACUAUAAACAAGAGGCCAAGGGCUGUACAGAGGGACAGAAGGAGACCCUACAGAGCUAUGCAGCUCGUGUGAUGGAGAAAAUGCCUGGGAAAAUUCUGGCACUGGCAUUAGCUGGAGUAGAAAAUUAUUUCAGGUCUCUCAGAAGUCGGUCAAAAAAGAGACUGCGAGAGCCAGCUGUGAUUGGAAACCAAGAAGAGGAACAGAGAAAACAAAGAAAAAAGAGAGUUAAGGAUUCUGGCCUGGAGAUAACCAGAAUGAACGUGGAGGAAGCCUUGGUGGAUCUCCAGCUGAGCAAACGAGUCCAAGUCAGCUUUUUUGACAGUUGGGAAGAGCUCGGAGAAUAUGUCACUAUGUUCUCAAAAGCUGUAGCUGAAGCACCGUUCAAGCGAGCACGAGAGAAUACAGGGUUCUCUUUCUACUUGGAGAAGCAAUGGUGUGGAGGGGUGAAGGUGGAUAGUUCUGGAAAGGGUCUCUUGGAAGUUUGGAAGAGGCAGAUACAACAAUUUAACCGGGUCAGCCGUGAGAUGGCUGAGGCUAUUGUGUCUGCGUACCCUUCUCCUCAGCUUCUGAUCCAGGCCUACAGCAGAUGCUCUUCGGAGCACGAGAAGGAAAACAUGCUGGCUAACAUCCCUGUGCACCGUGGUGACGGUGUGACAGCCACCUCCCGGCGGAUCGGACCAGAACUCUCCCGACGAAUUUACCUGCAGAUGACUUCCCACGAUCCUGAUCUCUGUUUGGAUUAA
Molecule: messenger RNA, 1176 nt
Organism: Apaloderma vittatum (bar-tailed trogon)
Lineage: Eukaryota; Metazoa; Chordata; Aves; Trogoniformes; Trogonidae
Gene: EME1
Product: essential meiotic structure-specific endonuclease 1
Exons: 9
Coding region: 1-1176 (391 amino acids)
Biological process (GO): mitotic intra-S DNA damage checkpoint signaling; resolution of meiotic recombination intermediates; replication fork processing
Cellular component (GO): Holliday junction resolvase complex; nucleus
Molecular function (GO): DNA binding; nuclease activity
Source: RefSeq, a predicted model, not a curated record